CAACUAAUCAUCUUUGAAUAAAUCUUUUUUGCAUUGGUUCAUAAAUAAUUAAUGCGUUUUUAAUUAUUUAAAUCUUAAAUUUUUUCACGUUGAGGAAGUGAGCUGACAAAUAUUAAAUAUGAAAUUUAUUAUCUAGUUGACUAUUAUCUACCAAUGGUAAUUGAGUACCUAUUGAGCCGCGUAUAAAUGUUAUCCUCGUUAUGCAAGAAAAAUGAGGAUCAAUGUUCAAGUAUUCACUAAUUAAUGUAAUAACUGUUGAGUAUUAAUACUCAAUUUGUCAUGGAUAAAUUAUCCAAAAUGAUUCUACGUAAAUCCAUUUAUGAUGUGCGACACUUGAAAAGGUAUAAUGUUACCUUACCUAAACCGUUGUCAGAAGUAUUUAAUGAACCUGAGAAAAAAUUCAGAUUUUUUGCUAAAAACCAAGUUGGCCUUUUUGGUACUCCAGAAUUAAUCUCAUAUGAAGGAUUUUAUGCUCUUAAAGAACGUACAAAAAUAGAAUGUGAUAAUCUUGUUAACGAAAUAUGCAAUCCUAAUCGAAAGAGGAAUCUGGUGACUAUUUUUGACCAAUUGUCUAAUAGUCUUUGUUGCCUUGCUGAUAUGGCUGAAUUUAUUCGUACAGCACAUCCAGAUAAAUCAUUUAUUACUGCUGCAGAAGAUUGCUGUAUUUCAAUGAAUACUAUUGUAGAAAAAUUAAAUACUCAUAAAGAUUUAUAUAACAAUUUAAAACAAGCAAUAAUAAAUGGUGAUAAACACCCUAUGACACAAGAAGAUCUUCAUGUUGGUGAAUUAUUUUUGUUUGAUUUUGAAUUAAAUGGUAUACAUUUAGAAGAAAGAAAAAGACAAUACGUAGUAGACUUGAAUAAUUUUAUCUUAGUUACUGGGCAACGAUUCAUGAUUGCUGCAGAGAAACCUAGAGUAGUUGAUCAAACUGGAUCGUCAAUCAUUCUUUCAAAAGAAUAUAGCUCAAUAGAAGGAAAAUUAAUAGUUGGGCAUCCUAGUUCUCAUUGUGAAAAUCCAGUAAUAAGAGAAGAAGCAUUUAAGAUUUUUAAUAGUUCAAAUGUAGAGUCAGAACAGUUAUUGGAUAAUCUCUUGGAAAGUCGUCAUAAAUUAGCUUUGACUUGUGGAUUUCCUUCUUAUGCUCAUAGAGCUUUGAAAAAUAGCAUUGCAGAAGACCCAUAUUUUGUUAUGGAAUUUUUAGAUACUUUAAACACAGAGUUGAGGACUCGAUCAGUUUUUGAUUAUAAAACAAUGAAGAAAGCCAAUAACAAUGAUACCGUAUUUCCAUGGGAUAUACAAUAUUUGACUAACAAAAUUAAACAGGAUCAUCUUAAAUAUGCAAUGAUCGAUUAUGCAUCAUAUUUUUCUUUGGGAAAUUGUAUGGAAGGAUUGAAUCUGAUUUUUAAUAGUUUAUACAAUAUUAAUUUGAUAUUUGAAGAUAUACAACCAGGCGAAGGAUGGGCUGACCGAAUUCACAAAUUGGCUGUGACUCAUAAUACUGAUGGUUUACUUGGCUAUAUAUACUGUGACUUCUUCGAGAGGCCAGGAAAGUUGCACAAUGAUUCACAUUAUGUAGUUAGAGGAGGACGAUUAUUACCAGAUAAAUCUUACCAAAUUCCAAUUGUAGUAGUUAUGUUGAAUGUUGUGUGGAACAAAAAUCAAGGUCCAGUACUUUUGCAUCCAGGCUCUGUUGAAAAUCUAUUCCAUGAGUUUGGACAUGCUAUACAUUCAAUGUUAGGUCGAACUCGUUACCAACAUGUAAAUGGUACACGAUGUGCUACAGACUUAGCAGAAUUUCCAUCGGUGUUGAUGGAAUAUUAUGCUACACAACCACAAGCCAUAAAACAGUAUGCUAAGCAUUACAGAACUAGAGAGCCUAUGCCAGAAGAUAUGCUGAAGAAAUUAUGUGCAUCCAAGUAUCUCUUUGCUGCUUCAGAAAUGCAGCUACAACUAUUUUACUCUGUACUUGACCAAUAUUAUCAUACACAUGCUCCACAGCCACGGAGUACGACUGAUUUACUUGUAAAAUUACAAGUAGAAUACUAUGGGUUGCCAUAUGUUAAAAAUACAGCAUGGCAAUUACGGUUUUCACAUUUUGUCGGUUAUGGAGCAAAAUAUUAUUCAUAUCUAGUAUCUAAAGCAUUGGCAGCACGUACAUGGCAUGAAUUUCUGAGUAAAGAUCCAUUAAAUAAUAUUCAGGGUGAACGUUUACGUACCGAAUGUUUACAACAUGGUGGUGGGAAACCAGCAAGAAAAUUAGUUUCAGACUAUCUGAAAACACCUGUUACACCAGGACUUUUGGCUUCAUCUUUAAUACAAGAUAUUGAUCAAGGCUAUGCAAUUGUUAAAUCUACCAAUUAAAUUUUUUUUUUCAUUUAUAUAUUUACUAUAUUAUUUUAUAUAUAAUUAAUGAUCAAUUUGAAGAACCUUUAAAAAAUGUUGUAAUAUUUUUCAAUACAAUUUAGAAAAUUUACUUUCCAAUCUUUACUUCCUUCCUUACCUGUUUAUUUACCUUUAUAUUUUCAUCUAACACAUGUUUGCCAUAAAAUAUAUGUUAUUAACAUCAAUGCAUUUAUAAAUAAAAUGUACAAUCAAUUUAUUGAA
Molecule: messenger RNA, 2601 nt
Organism: Sipha flava (yellow sugarcane aphid)
Lineage: Eukaryota; Metazoa; Arthropoda; Insecta; Hemiptera; Aphididae
Product: mitochondrial intermediate peptidase
Exons: 11
Coding region: 280-2358 (692 amino acids)
Biological process (GO): peptide metabolic process
Cellular component (GO): mitochondrion
Molecular function (GO): metalloendopeptidase activity
Source: RefSeq, a predicted model, not a curated record